GACUGCAAUUACAUCUGUCUCUCGCCUAGGGUUUUAUUUGAUAUUUUCUGUGGUCUGUCUGCUCUGCUCUGUUUCGCUACAAGCUGUGUUGUGAAAGGAUUUUCAAUAAACGUGUGACGGGAUUUGAUUUUACAAAUAUGUAAUGAAUGUUUACAUCGUCUACAGAGACAGUGACAUGGUUGUUAUUUGAUUAGUUCUCUAAUAUUUCGUGUUAGUCAUGUGUAUUGAAGUGUUUACGGCGACGACUUCCGACAGCUAUAUUGAGCCUUUAUUCAAAAUAUGGCUUGUUACAAUGCCGGCAAUGUCUUAAAUUCAAGUAAUUUGAAUGAGUUAACUGAUGAUAACGAUAUAACAGAUGACCUAAGUAUUAUUCCUUUAGAGAAAGACAGUUUUGCAAUAUGUGAAUUGUGCGGUCGCGUCGGACGCCGGGGACAAUUCUACACUCGAAACAAUAAGUUUUGUUCUCUUAGAUGUCACGCCAGUAAUUCAAGGCGACGACAUUGUAAUUGGAGGUUUAAAUUGAUGGAAGGUGCCGAACACAUGGCGGGUUUGAUACCGUUGGAGCCUCUGCCUCAGCUGCAGCACUGGCAGGCAACGUUUAAUGAAUAUCAGGCUGGUCCACUAAAACAGUCUGCAGCAUUAGUAGCUAAUAGUUAUGAAUGGAAGGAUGAACUCUUUGGUUGUGACUUCCUUGCUGCACCAGUGAGCCUGUUCAAGCAUGCUCCUUUACAUGAGAUGUGGGACAAUACCUUUGAAGGUAUGAAAGUUGAAGUCAAGAACACUGAUAGCGAAAACUACUCUGAAAAGCUCAGUGAUUACUUUUGGGUAGCUACAGUAUUGAAGGUCAAAGGAUACAUGGGACUUUUACGCUAUGAAGGUUUUGGCAGUGAUGACUCAAAAGACUUCUGGGUAAACCUAUGCUGUUCAGAAGUGCAUCCUGUGGGGUGGUGUGCUACUAGAGGCAAACCUCUGAUACCUCCUCGAAGUAUCGAAGAUAAAUAUACAGAUUGGAAGAAAUUUCUGGUGAAGCAGCUAACAGGGGCAAGAACACUGCCAGCUAAUUUCUACACUAAAUUAAAUGAUAGUCUUGUAUCUAGGUUUUCUAUUGGUUCUGUUAUGGAAGUAGUUGAUAAGAACAGAAUUUCACAAGUUAAGGUAGCUAGUGUGUGCGAAAUAGUAGGAAAACGCCUACACGUAAAAUAUUACGAUAGUUCACCAGAAGACAAUGGUUUCUGGUGCCACGAAGACUCGCCAUUAAUUCAUCCAGUCGGCUGGGCCUUCAGGAUCGGCCAUCCUUUAGACGCCCCUCAAAGCUACUGUCAAAGAGUGGCGGCUGGUAGACUAGUUCCAAACGACACAACACCAGACAUGUUUUAUAAGUACCCGAGUAAUGAACCUCCUUUAUUCUCUGAAGGGAUGAAAUUAGAAGCGAUAGAUCCGCUUAAUUUGUCAGCGGUUUGUGCCGCAACUGUUAUGCAGAUAUUGAAUGAAGGGUACAUGAUGAUAAGGAUAGACUGUUAUCCGGCUGAUGCGUCGGGUGCGGACUGGUUCUGCUAUCAUCAAAGAUCGCCUUGCAUAUUCCCUGUAGGAUUUGCAUUGGCGAAUAACAUUCCACUUGUUCCGCCCGCCGGGAUAUCGAUGGAGGAGUUCAGUUGGGAGCAGUACCUGUCGGUGUGCGGCGGGCAGGCGGCGCAGCUGGCGCAGUUCGCGGCGCGCGGCCACGUCGUGUCGCACGGGUUCGUGGCCGGCAUGCGUCUCGAGUGCGCGGACCUCAUGGACCCCAGGCUGGUCUGCGUCGCCACCGUCGCCAGGGUCGUCGCUGACUUACUCAAGGUGCACUUCGACGGCUGGGGCGCGGAGUACGACCAGUGGCUGUGGGCGCACAGCACGGACGUGUACCCGGUGGGCUGGUGUCGCGCCGUGGGACACCGCCUGGAGGGCCCGCUGCAGCCGCCGCCGCGCCCGCCGCGCAAGCAGCCGCCGCGCCAGCCGCGCCGCCGCCGCCGCCACCAGCCACACCAAGGAACAAAAGUAGCUCCUCAACCUCCAAAUACAACGGAAGACAGUUCUCAGAACUCUGACAUGGGUGAUACUAAGAGUCUGUCGCCCCCGACGAGUGUGUCCGAGAUGUCAGCAGAUACGGAACCUCGGCCCGACAUCGACUCCGAACCAGUCAAGAUGGAUGUCGACGCAGAGUCGAAGGAUAGCAGCGAACAGCCAGAAGAACGACUCACAGACGUGAUUUCAGAUAGCCUGAAUUUACCUACAGACAUAUCACAAGACUCAAGUCAAAAUGUCGCGCAGCUUUCACCAGAUAUCGAUGUUCCCGAAGAAGACUCAGAUCCUGACAAGGUGAUACCUAGACUAGUCAAUACCUCCGUGCCCUUAGACGUCCUCAACUCAGUCGACCCUGAGAACUGGACGACGGCAGACGUAGCCAAGUUCCUCACUGUGAAUGACUGCCAACCCUACUGUGUCAACUUUAGCAAUAUCACAGGACCCAUGAUGCUUCAAUUAUCAAAAGAUGAAAUCAUCGAAUUAUUAGAAAUGAAAGUAGGACCCUCAUUAAAAAUCUUCGAUUUGAUUCAGCAACUAAAAUGCAAAAUCAAACAGCCUCAAUGUAGAUUGUUAAGUAGCUUUAAGUAGUCUUUAUUUGAAUAAGCUGCUUACUAUUAACACGUUUGUCCAAUUAAGAGGUAUUAAAAUACCAUGUAUAGGAAUUGAUAGUUCAGUCGCCUUUCAGAACAUGGACUUUCUGAACUUGACAAACGUGAAGCAGCUUAUUAUACAAAUAAAAAUAGAAACAUUCUAUUCCCGCCUAUAUUUUGGUAUCGCAUAAUUGCUGACGUUGUUUUAGGUAACAGUCAUGUAAGGUGUCAGGUUAGUGUGUGUCAAACAUUGAUCCCAGUUUAUAGAUUUUAGAUUAAUUUUACCCGCCCAAAAGGUAAUGGGCCAACUAUGAGUUAUAUUUAUCGCCAUUACAAUUAUUUAUUUAUUAUUAAACUCCAUUUAAGGUAUGAAUGGCUUUGUGAUUUCACUGAACCAAUGUAACUGUUCUAGAAUAGUAUUAUUAUGCUCUUAGCUGUGGUAAUUUUUUAUUUGUCUCACAAUAUAGUGAUCAUGUAAAAUAGGUAUUAUUCCAUACAGAAUAGUAAUCUAACUAUAAAAAAAGCAUUUAUCCCUUUUGGAUUGAGCGCUUCUUUAUAGCAAUAAUUAUUAUUAAUUAAGAAAAUGCCCAUAUUUUACCAAGUUUUUAAAUAUUGUAUGGUAUGCUGGGAUAAUAAAAUAGAUGGGAAUACUUGGAAUUUGACUUGAAAUCUUCCGUUAUAGUGUAUUUUCAUACGAUUUAUAGAUAUUAUGGAUGCUAAAGAUUGUUACGCUUGUUAAUGUUACUGUGAUCAUUGCUGAAUUAUCAGUUUUUCUAUUACUAGUCGACAGGAAUAUUUGUGGGCAUAGUUUACCCUUAUUGCCUUUCGUUUGGACAGAUGAUGGUUUCCUACAUUCACAUCAAGGUUGUCAUCAUCCCCUUUGCCUUCGAGAUGACGAACGAUUUAUGGGUAGUUGGGUACCACAGAUAUAUCUACUGGAUUAUGCCACUUUACAAAACAGGUAUUGUUCAGGGUUUUAUUCAAUUUAAUUCAUGUUUUAACUCUCAUUAGACUUAUUUCGUUUAGAUAAACUUGCAUGUAAUAAUUUUAUCAAAUGCAUUAGUUUUUUAAGACUUCUUUAAACAUACAGUUUACCUUUUAGGUUUGAGAUACAAUUUAGUGUCUUAAGUAGGUAAAACAGUUGCCUAAUAUAUUGUUAAAUGCUGACAACCUUAUUAGUCGAUAAAAGAUGCAACGAAACAAUUUUAAUAUUCAUUGCAAUUUCGAUCAUUCACGAUUUCGGAAAUAUUGGAAGAUGUACAAAUAUUUGUUUUAAUCAUCUCGAAAAAAAAAACCUUUUAAUUAAACUCAUUAUUUUGCUUCACUCUUGGAAAGAAGUGCUAUUUUAAUAGAAUUUUGGUUUUGAUUUUAUUUGGACGAAAUUAGAAUACUGUGGCAAAAUAUUUCAGGGGGAUUUGUACAAAUAUUUUUGUAAGUAUGGGUUGCUUGUACAGUAGUUUAAACACAAAAUUUGUCACAUGAUUUGAAUUUCAUCCACCAUUCGAUUUUACAAAUAUUGUUUACUAAAAUCUACAAGUUAGUAUUUUUGGAAUUUAUUUGACUAAGUAUUAAAUAUCAAAUCAAUAGAUCGAUAUUUAUAUCUUUCAAUCUGACAUGGUGUUAUGAAUAAAGAAUCUGUCCUUAUGAACACUAAAUCCCGUUUCUAAAAGGCUGAUCAAUUAAUUCGGUGGUCAAAUGAUUUCAACUGUGGUUUCAAAUUGGUUGUCAAGAAAACUUAUAGCCAAUCAGAGAGCUUAAAAUAGUUGAUGGACGAUUAUUUUGUUGGUCAGCAUUUGAGAAACCGGCUGUAAGAAUAUAGUUAUACCAAAUAAACGAAAUAAUGACAUUUUACUAUUGUCUAUUUUACUGGGUAACUCUUUUACUUAAGAUUGUGGUCAAUGUUGACCAAAGGAAAUCUUAAAAGGUUUUGAACUUAGACAAAGAUAUAUAAUAUAGUCAGUGAUAAAUACAUUGCCUUUUUAGGAACUUACGUAAGAAUUUAUAUCAUUUAGUGUCAUCAGCAUAUUACAUGUAACAGUUUGAACAUUCUGGAAUUAAAACUGAGAGUAUA
Messenger RNA from Trichoplusia ni (cabbage looper), 4719 nucleotides. RefSeq names its product polycomb protein Sfmbt-like. Gene Ontology annotation, molecular function: zinc ion binding. Gene Ontology annotation, biological process: regulation of DNA-templated transcription. Gene Ontology annotation, cellular component: nucleus. Lineage: Eukaryota; Metazoa; Arthropoda; Insecta; Lepidoptera; Noctuidae. The transcript has 10 exons. The coding region runs from base 280 to 2646 and encodes 788 amino acids. The record is from RefSeq and is a predicted model, not a curated record.